Molecule: messenger RNA, 3455 nt
Organism: Schistosoma turkestanicum
Lineage: Eukaryota; Metazoa; Platyhelminthes; Trematoda; Strigeidida; Schistosomatidae
Source: the annotation of a GenBank genome assembly
AUGACAAACGAAAUGAAUGGUCAUGAAGAGCUCAACAAAAUAGGAUCCUUUCUUAGUAGUGAUUCUGCAGUAAAAAGACAGAUAAGUUCAAGAUCAUGGCUUGACAUAUAUGGGCUAAAGAAUAAUAACAUCGAUAAAUUGUCUGUUCUACAGAACAUUGGAUUUCAAGUAAGAGGAGAGUAUCACCAUUGUCUUGGCAAAUAUGUAAAAUCCUGUUACGGUGAUAAUCUUUUCGUGAGGAUAAAAAAUGAUAGAACUGGAGAUGUCUAUAAUGUUAUUGCUAAGAAAGGGUAUAUUGAGCAAUUAAAGCUGCGGAUUAAACAAGCUGCAAGUCUGUAUCGCAAUCGCCUUACAUGGUUAACUUCUGGAAGUAGAUCAGUCUUUGGUGUUAUCCAAGAGCGUUCAGCUGUUUUUCUUUUGGAUAUUAAAACACAGUCCCCUGAAAUAUUUUCUAAUUUUGUCAAUUCGCUACAAUAUCUCAUUUCAGAGCAGAUAGCAAAUAUGAAGAUGGUCAACAUGAUUAGAUGUCAGGAUGAACCAAAUGUUUUUUCAGCCGAAUUAGAACCUGUAAAUACUUCAACGUUGAAAAAUCUGGUGGAGUGGAUAAGAAAAAUAGAGCGUCUCUCGUUCUUUAGUGAAAACUGUACAAUUGAUUGCAUUUUAAGAAUGAUUCAAUUUAAAAAAAGUUUCGAAUCAGUUUAUUUAAUCACAGAAGGUGAAUCAACUAUGACAUCACCGGAACUACUUGAAAAUAUUGUCAAAACUUUAAAAUAUCCACUGCAUAUUGUAUCGUAUUGUUGUGAAGAUAUGAGAACAAUAGAUUAUUUGCAUAAAUUAUCUAAACAUACUGGUGGACGAUUUCAUGCUUACUGCAUCAACAUGAGUAUACCGUUAUAUUCACCAAGUUGCUGGGAUGUAGAACAAUUUCGACAAACCGUCCAUGUAAAUAAGAUUGAAUAUGGUGGUCCACCUAAAGGUUGGGGUCAACAUGAAGAUUGUUUAUUAAUAUUUGAAGAACUAGAAGAAGCUCAAUCUCUGUUACAACGUAUUGAACAAGUACUCCAUGAUAUUGGUCAAAUGCCUGAUUACACAGUUAAAGAUCCUCCUAAUUCUGAGAGUAAUCAACUUUCACUUGUACCCAAUGAUUUUGCUUUUGACCGAAAACGUGAAGAGUGCAUGUCAUCAAAAGAAUGGUUAAGUAUUUAUGGUUUAAAAGCUCAACAUUUAGAUUUCUAUGAUUUAUUAGCUAGUGUUUCAUUUAAACAUUGUGAUGGAGUUGUAAAUGUUUUAAAACCUCCACUAAAUGAUAAUAAUAAUAAUAAUAAUAAUAAUGAUAAUAAUAAUGAAAUGAACAGAGAAUAUAAUAAAAUUUAUGAUGAUUAUGGAGUAUUCAGUCAAUCGGAACCAGAUUUGAAAGAUUCUUCAAAAGUAUGGUCUUCAAAUGCUAUUAUUCAACCGAAGUUAAUCAAUGCUCAGUAUUGUAACAAUUUCGUUCAUGUUCAAUGGAAAAAUGGUAAAAUAGUUCAUGUGCAAAUUACACCUGAAAUGUAUCGUUCAUACUAUCGGCGAAUGCAAUCAAGAUUAACUGCUAUUAAACAUCGGUUAGAUCUAUUGAGACAAGGUUCAAGGGAACUAUUUGGGACAAUAACUGAAGAUAAUGUAUAUAUUUUAAUUGACACUAGUACAUCAAUGUUAUCCUGUAUAAAAUUUGUUAAAGAAAAACUAUUACAAUUAAUUUAUGAACAGUUAAAAUAUAAAAAUCGUCUUAAUUUUGUCGCAUUCAAUUCAAAUGUUAAUGCAUGGCAUAAUCAUUUACAAAGUACAUCUGAGUGUAAUUUAACAUCGGCUAUAAAAUGGAUUGAAAAAUUAACAUGUGGUGGUACAACCAAUACACUGAAAGCACUUCAAUUCGCUUUGGAAGAUAAUUUAACUGAAGGAAUUUAUUUAUUAACAGACGGUCGACCAGAUCAACAAACACAUACUCUAUUACUCAGUAUGCAAUUAAAUAAUCGUGUACCUAUACAUACAAUUAGUUUUAAUUGUAAUGAUCCUGAAGCGAAUGAAUUUCUGAUUCGAUUAGCUCAAGAAAGUGGUGGACGUUUUCAUUAUUAUAAUGAAUUUCCAGAUAUUGUCAAUAAACCAAAACAAUGGGAGAGUGAAGAUGUUAGAUUAUUAGAAAAUGAAUAUCAACUUGGUUUGGAUAAUUUAAAAAAAUUAACUAAAUUAAAAGAUGAAUGUUAUUUAUUACGUAUGAAAACUAAUAAAAAACCACCAACAAUAAUUGAUUCUGCUAAUGAAAAUAAACAAUUAAAACCAACUGGGAAAACUCAAUCCAUCUUCUUAACAAAUAAAUCAGAUUCUGUUGUUCAUUCAAUGGAUACCAUAAAAUCAGAUGAUGAUUCGAUUUGUUCACAAUCGCAGAAACAAUCGAUAAGGGACUCUACAACUACCGAAAUUGAUGGUACUCCAACUUAUAGUCCAGCUGAAUUUGAACAUCGUCCAACAAUUUCAAAGAAUCAUUCUAAAGUAGUUAAGCGUCAAAAGUCCACGGUAAAACAAAAAUCUAUUCAGAAAAUAUCCAAUGAUGCCUAUUAUCCAAAUUUACAAAAUUUAUAUAAUAAAACAUCUUUGAAUGAGGAAGAUUUUCAUUUAUAUGAAACGAAACAAUUAUUAGAAAAACAAAAUGAAAGAUUGAAUGAGGCUAAUGAAGUGGAUGAAAUGCUUCUCAAUAAAACAAGGCAGGAAGUUAGUUCAAGUCAAGGGUCAGAUAUAAUUUACACGAUUCCAGACUGGUUAUCUCAGAACAGUUUAACUGCAAAAAAACUUCGUUUAACUGAUCUGCUAAAAUCAUAUACAGUACGUCUUCGUCCAACAUAUAUACCAGCAUUAGGACAUCAUGUUGUAUCUGAAGUAUUAAAACAAACUCUACCAGUAGCAUAUGUGAAUAAAAAGAAGUUUACAAAAUCUCCGGAAAUUCAUUUAUUCAAUCCAUUAGCAAUUAAUUUUGAACAAUAUCAAAAAAAUUUAAGAAAUGCAUUAUUCAUUAUUGAAAAAAAACUAAUUGGAAUAAUAUUUGAAUAUAUAGAUGAUGAUUCUUUGAAUAAUCUACGCAAAGAUGUUAAUCUUGAUAAGUAUACAAAAUGGCGGUCAAAAUUAUGUUGGUAUCAAGAUUAUGUACAUAUAUUAAAGAUUUUUGAAAAAAAUAACUGGCCUUUUCCUCAAGAUGAAUUUAAAUUGCUAACAAACGAACUUGAUUUGGGAAAAAAAUAUUUGAAUGAAGUGAAACAAUUGAAAAGUUCAGGAAAUUCUUAUCGAUCGCAUAGAUCUUCAAAGCAAAUGAACUCAGCAUUUGCUGCUGAUCGUGCACCAUGUGGUCAUCCGUAUCGAAUUCGUAACUGAACAAUAAAUAAGAGGAAUUAGUAAAAUUUUAGAGUUCAAUUACAUAAAUACGUAUC